Molecule: messenger RNA, 406 nt
Organism: Apis florea (little honeybee)
Lineage: Eukaryota; Metazoa; Arthropoda; Insecta; Hymenoptera; Apidae
Source: RefSeq, a predicted model, not a curated record
UCUAAAUGUUAUAAAAAUGCAAUUUCUUUAUGUUUUUUCUGUAGUUAUACAGGUCUCCGGUUACCCACCAUACUACAUAAGUGGUUUACGCGUAUCAUCAGUUACCACGAGUAAGACGUUUUAUUCGAUUAAUAUUGUGUUCAAGAAUUCACAGACACUUCUUCAAACGCGAAGGAAACAACACAAUGAAAGAUCGGGUUUCGUGGUUCGUCGGUUUACGAGACGGCGCGCCCUUCGUGUACCAAAAAUAAUCGAGACAUCUUACCGUUUUCUUGAGCUUCAAAAAGGUUUCGCGACGCAAACGUGCGGUCACCGAUUCAGAUUUAUCAAGUUCAGAAAACGAAAUGAAAUGAUGUGUUGGGGUUUACGAUAGCUUUUUUGCGGUUAAACUGGGGUGUAACGUGAA